Molecule: messenger RNA, 2337 nt
Organism: Anolis sagrei ordinatus
Lineage: Eukaryota; Metazoa; Chordata; Lepidosauria; Squamata; Anolidae
Source: RefSeq, a predicted model, not a curated record
CCGGAAGAGACGUCCCUUAGCUGGAGUGUUGGUCCUCCGAGGCGGGAGAGGAGUGCUGCUUCCGGAAGAGAAUCAGUCCUCCGAGGGAAAGAGCUGCAGCAGGCCCCACCAGUUGUCCCAGUCCUUCUGCUUUGAAUGUCAUUUGAGAGAAGACGUGAACAUACUUUCGUCCAGUUUGGAGGCAGCCUAGAAGCACAAAACCAAGAUGGAAGGGAAAGAGCCAGCUACUGCCAYGUCAGAAGGAUUUUCUUCUGCUGUUGAGGCAGAGAACAAUACAGCAUUAUUGGAGGACCRUUGGCGGAAYGAUCGGGAGAGCAGUCUGCUCCAUUCAGACCUUCAGCGCCAGCGUUUCUUGCAUUUCCGCUAUGAGGAGGCCUUAGGGCCCCGAGAGGCCUGCACCCGCCUCCACUCUCUCUGCCGCCUGUGGCUGAAGCCCGAGCAACACUCCAAGGCGGAGAUGCUGGACCUGAUGAUCUUGGAGCAGUUCCUGGCUGUCCUUCCUGCGGAGAUGGAGUGCUGGGUGAGGGAAUGUGGGGCAGAGACCAGRUCCCAGGCCGUGGCCUUGGCGGAAGGCUUCCUCCUGAGUCAGGAAGAGGAGAGGAAGCGGCAGAAGCCCCAGGUGCAGGACUCUUUUGCAGAUGAGACCAACCAGGUGGAAGAGCCUCCUUUAGACAUCGUGUGUGUUGUCGUGACUGGAAAUGGAGAAUAUGUCACAGUUGGCAGUGAAACAUGGCCAAGUGACAGUAGCACAACCUUUCAUGAUCCUUUCCUAAGAAGAGAUUCUGUGGGACCAGAUCAGGUGACUUUUGAAGACGUGUCUGUGGAUUUCUCAGAGAAGGAGUGGGCCCUCUUGGAUCCAAGGCAAAAAGCCCUGCACAAGCAAAUCAUGAAGGAGAAUUUAGGGAUCGUGUCAUCUCUGGAGGAGACACAAUUUAAAUAUUUAGAAGAUGGAAUGAAUAUCAAUAAGAAGGAAGCACUCACCUUUUCUAAAGAAACUCACACAAAGGAUAAACCAUUUAAAUGCUUGGAGUGUGGAAAGAACUUUUGUCAGAAGGCACACCUUGUUCGUCACCAGGCAAUUCACACAGGAAAAAAGCCAUUUAAAUGUUUGGAAUGUGGAAAAAGUUUCUCUCAGAAGAUAGCCCUUGUUCAUCAUCAGGUAAUUCACACAGGAGAGAAGCCAUUUAAAUGCUUGCAGUGUGAAAAGAGCUUUGGUCUAAAGAGAAACCUUAGUAGUCAUGAGGCAACUCACACAGGAGUAAAGCUAUUUAAAUGCUUGGAGUGUGAAAAGACCUUCGGGCACAAGAAAACCCUUAUUAGUCAUCAGGCAAUACACACAGGAGUAAAGCCAUUUAAAUGCUUGCAGUGUGGAAAGAGCUUCCGUCAGAGAGGAACACUUUAUCGUCAUCAGGCAACUCACACAGGGAAGAAGCCGUUUAAAUGCUUGCAAUGUGAAAAGAGCUUCAGUCGAAAGAGUAACCUUAUUGAUCAUCAGGCAACACACACAGGAGAGAAGCCAUUUAAAUGCUUAGACUGUGGAAAGAGCUUCAGUCAAAAGAGAGGCCUUGGUUACCAUCAGGCAAUUCACACAGGAGUAACUCCAUUUAAAUGCUCAGAGUGUGGAAAGAGCUUCACUCAAAAGAUAGGCCUUGUACGUCACCAGACAAUUCACACAGGAGAAAGGCCAUUUAAAUGCUUGCUGUGUGAAAAGAGCUUCAGUCAAAAGAGAAACUUUACUUCUCAUCAGGCAACUCACACAGGAGAGAGACUAUUUAAAUGCUCAAUCUGUGGAAAGAGUUUCAGUCAGAAGAAAGUCCUUGUUCGUCAUCAGGCAACUCACACAGGAGAAAAACCAUUUAAAUGCUCAGAGUGUGGAAGGAGCUUCAGUGUGAAAUCAUCCCUUGUUCGUCAUCAGGCAACUCAUACAGAAGGAAAGCCAUUUAAAUGCUCAGUCUGUGGAAAGAGUUUCAGUCAGAAGAAAGUCCUUUUUCGUCAUCGGGCAACUCACACAGGAGAAAAACCAUUUAAAUGCUCAGAGUGUGGAAGGAGCUUCAGUGCGAAAUCAUCCCUUGUUCGUCAUCAGGCAACUCAUACAGGAGGAAAGCCAUUUAAAUGCUCAGUCGGUGGAAAGAGUUUCAGUCAGAAGAAAGUCCUUGUUCGUCAUCAGGCAACUCACACAGGAGAAAAGCCAGACUGUGGAAAAAGCUUCCGUCAAAAUACUGGCUUUAAUCGUCAACGUGCACGGAAGAAAUAGUUAACCCAUGGGGUAAAGGCAAGUCCCCUUGUUUUACCUCAGAGAGGGCAUGAAUCUUUGUCUUAGAAACACAGAGUUAAAAA